CGGCAGCCCAAGCCCUCCACACUCUCUCCGCCUCCGCCUCCGCCUCUCCUCAUACUACCUGACUAUCUCUACCUCGCUCUGCUCGACCUUUAACCUGUCUUAUCUACUCUUUCGGCUCUGUUUACUCAUCGCUCCAAACACUCGGCGCUCUACCGGGAAAACAACCCGUCAUCGCCGGUGUCGCCAGCUAUUUCUCAUCCCUUUGCAUCGUUGCACAUAGUUGCGCGAUCACGUUGUGUCGCUGUAUCCCCCGCCGCGCCAAUGGGACUUUGACGGCUCUUCUCAACUGAACAAUGCCAUGUCAACCUACAACUCAAUAUCGGGGCUGCCAACUGGCGCCUCUUCCAGCGAAGCGAUGGCGAUGAACUUCGGUCCUGCUCACUCUCAGAGUAUAAAUAUGGACGUGUUCGACCAGGAUAUGACAUUUGAUGAAUCACUUCUUGAUGGAGCUGCACUGCAGACUCUACCUUUCGGCACCUCGUACGACUUGGAUGCCUUUUCCUCGACCUUUGAAGAUCCCUUCUCAUACUCGACUCGACAACAAUUCGAUCCUCCGCCGAAUCAAGAUGCCUUGCACGAGGAAUCAUCUCCCCAGGAGCCCGAUAAUAAACUUCUUGGGUUCUCUGUUCCCAUUUCCAAUGCUACCAUUGUCAACGAGAACAACCAAUUUGUUGAAGCCGGCAUGACGGCUGAAUUGUAUGGCAUGUUCUUCGUUGCCGAGGAUGUCUUUGGGGGAGAAUCAACCGGACGCCCGAUGGAAUUGACGUGUUAUCGCCGCAACCUCUGGCAGUGUUCGGGGCAGAUCACUCUCCCUCGCGGAAUCAGGAAUAUUGUGAAUGAACAAGGGCAGCACAUUCAAAUAUUCGAGUUAGUAGCGACUAUUGCAGCCAUCGAAUCCAUCGAAGGAAAGGCUACAGAAAUAAUAUCGAUCCCCUGGAAAAACGCCAAUCCCCAGGGAGGUGAUGACUCAAAAGGCGUUUCAGCACCGCCUACUAUCACACUGGAUAUAACGACAGGCCAGGAGAUCGACGCACAUCGUGUUUCUCUGCCUAUAUCUUGGAAACGGCUUCAGUUCAAGCAUGCUACUGCCAACAACGGCAGAAGAAAGGGCUUGCAACAGCACUACGUGGUCCAGAUCACCCUGCUGGGAAAGACACAGGCAGGUGAACUCAUAAAAAUAUCGGAGAUCAAAUCUGGCCCAGUCAUUGUUCGUGGCCGGAGUCCUAGAAACUUCGAUAGCAGGAAGGAUGUUCCUCUUACAGGCGACAAGAGAUUUGAGAGGAGAAGCACAUCGACGUCAAAUGUGGAUCACCCAACGCUUAAACUUGAACGGGAGAAUUCGACGAACUUCACCCAAAGAUUCCCUCCUGCUGGAAAUCUCCAGGUAAGACACAAAUCAGUCCAUGCACAUAAAGGACAGAACUGACAGAUAAGCAGCCGAACGACUGGGCAACACCUGGGUCAAUGACCCAUCCACUACCCAGUCCUCAACCCGUUGCAAGUCCACAUCCGGCAAAACGAGUCGCCUUAUCGCCAACAAUGACUAGACCCCCGAUACCAGCUUGGUCCAGCGAUCCAAACAACUCUGCUAAGGCGACAAAUUCCCACAAUAACAAAAAUUCAAUCCCACGUCAGAAUGCUUCUCUGCCGAUCAAUCUAUCGCUAUCAGAGGACGAGAGAAGUCCGAACCGCUCCAGUGCUGAGCUGCACAGUCCCAAUUCUGGCAAAGGCUACACCACCGCAGGGGCGAACAGGGAAAACAGUCCUGCAGAUGAGGGGGCCGAUCCCUUGUACGAAUACUUUCCACUGACUGUGGAUGAUUGGAUGCCGCCUGUCGAUGCUGUUUAUCGGCCUCACGUGGUCCAUCACACUAUCAUGCCACCAGAGAUGAAAGCACAACAGCUCAAGAGCAAGGCUAAGCGGUACUUUGCCUCUGACUGAGACACAACAGGUGGUUGAAACUGAUGAGUUACGAAUUGUUGGAAAGCCGAUUUCCUGUAUAUUAUAUAUCUAAGCUUUUGUACGGGCAUUCUGGUAAAGGGGAGUCUGUUUGGGAUUAUAGCACAUUGUGAGCAAGUAUAUACACAUUAGGUGGACGGUUAACUCAUCAUUGAGGGCAUGAGAUGGUUUGCAUCGAUACCCGAGAAUUUUAAUGCGACAAUUGGUCAUUGCAAAGUCGGUAUCACAAAACACAGCAUAUGUUGUUGAAUCAUGCUCAUGUUGCUUGAGAAUGAAUCUAUACACAGACUGAGUUUUCAAGUUACAAGGGGCAAUGGGUUGUAUUGAACACCUGUGUAUCUUCCAGUCGUCCUAGAUGACAAUCGAUUUUCAAGAAAUGACCCUUUUCCCCCAAACGCCUCCACGCCAAAAGACGAUACACGCAACACCCAUAAACUCUAACACACAACCUAUCUAAAAGCCACCAGUGGUAUUUUUGUUCUAUCUCUAACCUGAUUUAAACGCCUUAAUCGAAUACGGGGCUAAAGAUGCUAUUGUUGUAGUCAUACUGAUACAGUCUGAUAAUUUUGUUCCUGAGCCAACCCUGUAGCGACUGAACAAGACCUUCCUGAUCUCCAUUUCUAUUCUACUCCUCCUAUCCCAAUAUAUCCACCUAUCACGUUUAGUGCGCCCCGACGGUGUUCAUUUUCUUCUGAAGUUCGGGGUUGGGAGUCAACCUGCGGUUUAGAUCUGGCUCAGGAAUGCGCGAGGCCAUACGGUCGGGAACUAGGUCUGGCGACGGUGAUCGCAUUGUCUUAAUGUUUGCGGUCAUCGGUUGAAGCAAGUUCGCGACAGGAGCGUCUGGAGACAUGGCGACGGCGCUAUCGAUCAUCUCAACUUUCGUCUUUGGGACGUCGGUCUGAACUUCGAGGUUGGGCGUAAGUCUGCGGUUCAGGUUCGGUUCCGGAAUACGCGAUGCCAUUCGGUCGGGGAACAAAUCGGGCGAAGGGGUUCUCAUAGAGUAGUCACCCGCAGGUGUCGCUCGCAAGAGGUGUGAAGCAAUCGGCUCCGGAGCGAUAAUCGCAGGACUCUGAGCUCUCUGAAUCUUGGUUUCAGGGAUAGCAACAUUGCCAGUUCGUACUUUGGAGGGAAGAAUCUGCUCGAAUCCCUGCUCGCGAGCAACUUUCUCGAUGCUCUUGAAGUACUGUCCUUCGUUAGCGGAGUCUCAUUAUGGGAGGAAGAGUUGCUUACCUUCACUGUCUUGACCUGAAGUUCCAAUGUGGCGUCCUCAUCGACGACAAUCAUGGGAUGAGGGUGGAGCUGAAGGCAUGACAGCGACCACAUGUGGUUGACGCCUUGUUCGACGCAUUUCUGCAAUGCAAGCGCCUUGCGGGCUCCCAGGAUAAUGACAACAACCUCUCUUGCUUCAAGGACAGUUUGGACGCCCACAGUCAAAGCCAUUCUUGGCACCCGGCUUACAUCGUUGUCAAAGAAGCGCGAGUUGGAAAGAAUGGUGUCGUAUGCUAAUGUCUUGACUCGGGUACGACUGGCAAGGCUAGAUCCGGGUUCGUUGAAAGCGAUGUGCCCGUCUUCACCAAUACCGGCCAAGAAGAGAUCAAUACCACCAGCUGCCUUGAUAGCUUCCUCGUAUGCAUCACAUUCGGCUUCCGGGCUGGCAGCAUUGCCAUUAAGUAUGUGGACAUUGGAAGGAUGAAUGUUGACAUGAGAGAAGAAGUGCUUCCACAUAAAGGAGUGGUAGGAGUUUGGGUCGUCUCGAGGAAGACCGACGUACUCGUCCAUGUUGAAGGUGACUACAUUCUCGAACGAGACCUGCUAUGGUUAGAUGCUGCCCUAGGAUGAGGUGAUGCGACAUACUUCGCCAGCCUUGUACUUGCGUACUAGCAUAUCAUACACUCCGAUCGGGCUAGAGCCUGUAGGGAGGCCGAGGAUAAAGGGAUGCUCGGGUGUGGGUUGGAAGGCAUUGAUGCGCUCCACGACGUAAUUGGCGACAUACUUGCAUGCCUCAGUCUCGUCGUCACGGAUGAUGAGCCGCAUGGUGUGGUUGUGUUAUUGGUAGUGGGUGAUGUUAUAAGUGUUGGGCUUAGAAAUGAAGUUAUCAAGUAAUGUACUUUUGGUAGGAGUUCUUGAGUGUGUUGGGGUUUGAAGAAAUAUGAUUACACUUUCGAGGAGUCAGUUGCUUAUGAAGAGAACUUAUCAAAGGCGUACAAGUCACUACCAAGAGAGAGUCACUUGCCAUCCAUGGGGACCCGUUGCAUCAUGAUAGAAGCCACUAGAUAAGGACGCCACUUUCCUUUCCGCUCUCCCACUGCCAUUCAUGAUGCAGCGUGGGGAGGGCGACCUCGGUCAGUGGGC
Messenger RNA from Fusarium odoratissimum NRRL 54006, 4311 nucleotides. Its product is annotated as acid phosphatase. The transcript is spliced from 3 exons. Lineage: Eukaryota; Fungi; Ascomycota; Sordariomycetes; Hypocreales; Nectriaceae. Gene Ontology annotation, cellular component: nuclear chromosome. The record is from RefSeq and is a predicted model, not a curated record. Gene Ontology annotation, molecular function: DNA binding; DNA-binding transcription factor activity. The coding region runs from base 299 to 1426 and encodes 375 amino acids. Gene Ontology annotation, biological process: positive regulation of transcription by RNA polymerase II; meiotic cell cycle.